Zalophus californianus (California sea lion) is the source of this 3834-nucleotide messenger RNA. RefSeq names its product leucine rich repeat containing 41 (gene LRRC41). Bases 1070 to 3346 code for a protein of 758 amino acids. The record is from RefSeq and is a predicted model, not a curated record. Gene Ontology annotation, cellular component: cytoplasm; nucleus. NCBI's taxonomy places the organism in Eukaryota, Metazoa, Chordata, Mammalia, Carnivora, Otariidae. The transcript has 10 exons.
GGGGGGCGAGGCCGGGAGGCCUGGGGCAAGGCCCAGCCCGGGGCACUGGAAGCCACACCGUCGGGUCGGAACAUGAAUUCCGUGCCUGACCGGGCUGGACAGAGUAAAGGCGGGGACCAAAUCGGCAGGUGGACGCGCACCGCGGCCUGGCUGGGGGGCGCGGGGGGCGAGGCCAGGAGGCCCGGUCUGGGGCCAAACAGGCAGGGCCCGGGAGACAGAGGCUGGAAUGACGGGCCGGCCGUGAGCACCGAACUGACGCUCGGGUCGGGCCGGGCUGGGGAGUCUCGGAUGUCGAACCGACGGGCAGGGAUGGCCCGGCUGCUUGGGGGCGGGGGCCGAGGUUGGGAGGCCCGGCCUAAGGCAAGGAGGCCAGGCCCGGGGCCACCUAACCUGACUGACGCGCGGGGCCUCCCGUGUCUGCUUGACAGACCGCGGGUGCCGGGACUCCGGAGGCCAGGCUGAUGGGCAAAGGCAGCCCAGCGGAUUGGAGAGCGAGGGGCUGGGGGGAGAGGCCGAAGGGCCGGGGGCGCCGAGGCCUGUCCGACGACCCAGGGUUGAAGGGAGCGCACUGACGACCGGGGCCUCGGGUGCCAAAUCGCUUGAGCGCUGGACUGACGGGCAGGGCAGGGAGCGCCGGAGGCCCCUCGGAUUGGCCUGAGCGGAGGAAGGGCCCGGAGCGGGUGAAGGGAGGCCGGAGCGGGUCAGCAAUCGAGGGAGGCCCGAAUGACGGGACAGGCGGGAAGGGCCGGCGAGGCCCCAGGCGGGGCGACGGCCCCGGGAUCCCGGCUGGGAGGGGGCGCGUCGCCGCUGGGAGGCCCUGGGCUGAGUGCGAGCGAAAAGAGGCCCCGGGCCUGAAAGCUGCCGCGCGGCCCGACGGCCCGGCCUGGGCUGAGGGCGCCCCAGGCUGAGCGGCAAAGGCGGGCCCGCGGCGCUGGGCCGAGGGGCCGGUGGGCCUGGCAUUCGGGCGGGCCGGCGCGGGCCGGGUAGUGCCGGGGAGGAGGCCCGCAGCCGAUGGGCACGGGGAGGCCGGGCUUUGGAGUGGGCGCCGCUGGACCCAGACCGGCAGCUGAUGAGAACAACUCGGGUCGGCCUUGUGAACACCGAUGCCCUCCCAGGCCCAAUACUUCAAAGCAUCUUACCUCUGCUCAAUAUAUAUUACUUGGAGAGGAUUGAGGAAACUGCCCUCAAGAAAGGCCUCUCCACUCAGGCCAUCUGGCGCCGACUAUGGGAUGAGCUGAUGAAGACAAGGCCUUCCAGUUUGGAAAGUGUGACCUGUUGGCGAGCCAAGUUUAUGGAGGCCUUUUUUUCCCAUGUUCUACGUGGGACCAUUGAUGUAUCUUCUGACAGGCGUCUCUGUGACCAGCGCUUCUCACCACUUCUGCAUAGCUCCCGCCAUGUCCGGCAGCUCACCAUCUGCAAUAUGCUGCAGGGUGCAACUGAGCUGGUGGCUGAGCCCAACCGCAGGGUUCUGGAGACCCUGGCCAGUUCCUUGCACACCCUCAAGUUCCGCCACCUGCUGUUCUCUGAUGUGGCUGCUCAGCAGUCACUUCGGCAGCUGCUGCAUCAGCUUAUUCACCAUGGGGCUGUCAGCCAGGUGUCGCUGUACUCCUGGCCUGUGCCUGAGUCAGCCCUUUUCAUCCUUAUCCUCACCAUGAGUGCUGGCUUCUGGCAGCCAGGCCCUGGUGGCCCACCUUGCCGCCUCUGUGGAGAGGCCUCCCGAGGCCGGGCCCCAUCCCGAGAUGAAGGGUCCCUCCUGCUGGGCUCACGCCGGCCUCGCAGGGAUGCUGCUGAGCGAUGUGCUGCAGCCCUGAUGGCCUCUCGGCGGAAGAGCGAAGCCAAGCAGACAGCCAGAGCUGCACCUGCCACCCGAGUAACACGCCGGAGCACACAGGAGAGCCUGACAGCAGGUGGGACAGACCCUAAGAGGGAUCUGCACCCUCCAGCAACCUCCCACGAGGCUCCUGGCACCAAGCGGCCACCCUCUGCUCCAGCCACCACCUCCUCUGCCUCCUCUUCCACAUCCUCAUCCAAACGGGCUCCAGCUAGCUCAGCCCCACAGCCCAAGCCCCUAAAGCGUUUUAAGCGAGCUGCAGGGAAGAAGGGUCCUCGCACCCGUCAGGGGUCUGGUGCAGAGUCUGAAGACCUGUAUGACUUUGUUUUCAUUGUGGCUGGUGAGAAGGAGGAUGGGGAAGAGAUGGAGAUCGGGGAAGUGGCGUGUGGAGCUUUGGAUGGAUCAGAUCCCAGCUGCCUGGGGCUUCCAGCACUGGAGGCCUCCCAGCGAUUCCGCAGCAUUUCCACCUUGGAGCUAUUCACAGUUCCGCUCUCCACGGAGGCGGCUCUGACACUGUGCCACCUGCUGAGCUCCUGGGUGUCUCUGGAGAGCCUCACACUCUCCUAUAAUGGCCUGGGCUCUAACAUCUUCCGUCUGCUGGACAGUCUGCGGGCCCUGUCAGGCCAGGCUGGAUGCCGCCUCCGUGCCCUGCAUCUCAGUGAUCUGUUCUCACCACUGCCCAUCCUGGAGCUGACACGUGCCAUUGUGCGAGCCCUGCCCCUACUGCGGGUCCUCUCUAUCCGUGUUGAUCACCCCAGCCAGAGGGACAACCCUGCUGUGCCAGGGAAUGCGGGGCCCCCUAGCCACAUAAUUGGAGAUGAGGAGAUACCAGAAAACUGCCUGGAACAGCUGGAGAUGGGAUUUCCACGGGGAGCCCAACCAGCCCCACUGCUCUGCUCUGUGCUGAAGGCCUCAGGUUCUCUGCAGCAGCUGUCUCUGGAUAGUGCCACCUUUGCCUCUCCCCAAGAUUUUGGGCUUGUGUUACAGACACUCAAAGAGUACAACCUAGCCCUGAAGAGGCUGAGCUUCCACGACAUGAAUCUGGCUGACUGUCAGAGCGAGGUGCUCUUUUUGCUACAGAAUCUGACUCUUCAAGAGAUUACCUUCUCCUUCUGCCGUCUGUUUGAGAAGCGCCCGGCCCAAUUUCUGCCUGAGAUGGUUGCUGCUAUGAAGGGCAACUCCACACUGAAGGGCCUCCGGCUGCCAGGGAACCGCCUGGGGAAUGCUGGCCUGCUGGCCCUGGCAGAUGUUUUCUCAGAGGAUUCAUCCUCCUCUCUCUGUCAGCUGGACAUCAGUUCCAACUGCAUCAAGCCAGAUGGCCUUCUGGAGUUCGCCAAGCGGCUGGAGCGCUGGGGCCGUGGAGCCUUUGGUCACCUGCGCCUCUUCCAGAACUGGCUGGACCAGGAUGCAGUCACAGCCAGGGAAGCCAUUCGGCGGCUCCGGGCCACUUGCCACGUGGUUAGCGACUCAUGGGACUCAUCCCAGGCUUUCGCAGAUUAUGUCAGCACCAUGUGAUGGGGCCUAUGCUUCACAGGCCCAUGCUCAGUACCAUCAGCUUGCAGGGGCUGAGACAUGGGCUGUGAAACGGGCUGCCCAGAACUCCCAAACACCAAUACUUUCUCUUUCUGCCACCUUUUUUUCUCUUUUUUCCUUCUUCCCUUGCACUGAGGUCCUGGAGGCCUUGAUGGGGCUCAGCAAAGGCAUUCCCACAACUGGGUGUAGAGCUUUUGGGCCCCUUGCCCAGUACUCUGGGAACCCUGGGCCAGGUUACAGUGCUCAUCAGUCACUGGGGACAGCUACCCUCCCCCUGCCCGAGGUUCCUGCUUUCCCUCCUCAAGCAGGUACCCAGGCUUUAGAGAAGUUUAGGAGUGUCCACUACCAGGCGUCUUCUCCGCUGGGCUUACCAUGCUGCUCCCAGGCCUCAGUCCCUUUCAUACCUUUAUUCCUUUCUUUUUUUUAACCAAAAAAGUUUUUCUUAUAAAAUAAACUUUGGGCAAACAUCA